CAGUGCAUCACAGCCUUCCUUCCUUCCCUUCCCUUCGUGUCCCUCCUCGCGCAUCCGCCCCUCCCCCACUUCCCCCUUCCAUCGUCGACAAGCGCCGUGACGUGACGCGACGCGAGGGGAGGUUUUUGCAGCUGGGCUAGCUGGAAUCAGAGUGGGGUUUGAAUUAAAUACCUCCCAGCAAGCGAUGGCGUGUGUAUCCGGGGCUGCUACUGGAGUGUCUGUCUUCCCACAGCUCAACCCCGCUGGUGCUUCAUCUUCCUCAUCCCCCUUCGGUUAUAGGGUUUCAAAUGUAUUUUUAAAGAGAACACAUCGGUCAUUCUGCUUUAAUCAGCGCUCUCUGAACGUUACCAGCUUGUGGGGUGGGAAAAAAGAGGAGAACCCAGACGAUGCCGCCAAGAAGCAAGGGUUAGGAAACAUGCUUGGGAACAUGCAGGGUCUAUAUGACACAGUGAGGAAAGCCCAACAGGUAGUUCAAGUCGAGGCUGUCCGCGUCCAGAAAGAGCUUGCUGCUGCGGAGUUCGACGGUUACUGUGACGACGAGCUUGUGAGAGUGACCUUAUCAGGCAACCAAGAACCUGUUCGGGUUGAGAUUACCGAAGCCGCCUUGGAAAGGGGCGCUGAUGUUCUCUCUGAGUUGGUGAACCAAGCAUACAAGGAUGCUCACACGAAAAGUGUUGCGGCCAUGAAGGAGCGUAUGAAGACUUUAGCGGAGAGCCUAGGAAUGCCACCUGGCCUAGGUGGCGGUCCUGGCAUGUGAAACAUUAGCAUAGGGAUUUUCAUUUGAGUAAGACUAUCUAUAGCAUACACAGUCCGAAUCGUGACAGUUGCAACCUGAGAAUUGAGCUCUUCAUUUUACAGAAAAUUUAAUUCAUUUUCCCGUGGACAGAGAAGUGCAGAAGUGAUUAAA
Molecule: messenger RNA, 907 nt
Organism: Physcomitrium patens
Lineage: Eukaryota; Viridiplantae; Streptophyta; Bryopsida; Funariales; Funariaceae
Product: nucleoid-associated protein At4g30620, chloroplastic
Molecular function (GO): DNA binding
Source: RefSeq, a predicted model, not a curated record